GAGCAGCGAGCAGCGCCAAUUCUCCACCCUGAAGCCUGCACCAUGCACGGGGGCAAGAGAGGACUGGUGGCCCCGCAAAAUACCUUUCUGGAGAAUAUCGUCCGACGCUCCAGUGAAACCAGUUUUUUGCUGGGAAACGCGCAGAUCGUGGAGUGGCCUGUGGUGUAUAGCAAUGAUGGUUUCUGCAAGCUGUCAGGCUAUCACAGAGCUGAGGUCAUGCACAGGAGCAGCACGUGCAACUUCAUGUACGGCGACUUGACGGACAAGACCACCAUGGACAACAUUCGACAAACCUUCGACAACUACGAGUCCAACUUCUAUGAAGUCCUCCUCUACACGAAAAACAGAACGCCAAUCUGGCUAUACAUGCAAGUGGCGCCCAUCCGCAACGAGAACAACAAAGUGGUGCUUUUCUUAUGCACCUUCCGAGACAUCACCCUAUUCAAGCAGCCUAUUGAAGAUGAAGCCACGCGAGGCUGGACAAAAUUCGCCAGGCUAACGCGAGCGCUAACCAACAAUCGCAACCUGGUCCAGCAGAUGGCGCCGCUAAGCAAGACGGAGGUCACCCACAAACCGUCCAGAUUGGCAGAGGCCCUCCAGCUGGGCUCGGAUAUCCUCCCCCAGUACAAGCAGGAAGCCCCCAAAACCCCGCCCCACAUCAUCCUGCACUACUGCACCUUCAAGACCACGUGGGAUUGGGUGAUCCUCAUCCUCACCUUUUACACGGCCAUCAUGGUGCCCUACAACGUCUCCUUCCGCACGCGGCAGAACAACCUGGUUUGGUUGGUACUGGACAGCAUCGUGGACGUCAUCUUCCUGGUGGACAUCGUACUCAACUUCCACACCACCUUCGUGGGACCUGCCGGCGAGGUCAUAUCGGAUGCCAGGCUCAUCCGCAUGAACUACGUUAAGACCUGGUUCGUCAUCGACCUGCUGUCGUGUCUGCCUUACGACAUCAUCAAUGCCUUUGAGCAUUUCGACGAGGACUUCAUGACACCUUCUUCCCCUGCGGGUCAUAUUCGCGACACGUCCAACUUCCAUAGGAACGGCACCAGAACAGAGGACUCAGUACUUCCAGGUCUCAGCAGCCUCUUCAGCUCACUGAAAGUCAUCCGUCUCCUACGUUUGGGCCGAGUGGCCCGCAAACUGGACCACUACUUGGAGUACGGCGCCGCCGUGCUGGUCUUGCUGGUGUGCGUCUUCGGGCUGGUGGCCCACUGGCUGGCGUGCAUCUGGUACAGCAUCGGCGACCACGAGGUCAUCGACGAGACCACCAACAGCAUCAAGACCGACAGCUGGCUCUACCAGCUGGCGCUCAGCAUCGGGACGCCGUACCGCUACAACGCUAGCGGCACGGGGCAGUGGGAGGGCGGCCCCAAUAAGGACACGCUCUACAUUUCCUCGCUGUACUUCACCAUGACUAGCCUGACCACCAUCGGAUUUGGCAACAUCGCGCCCACCACGGAUGGGGAGAAGAUCUUCUCCGUGGCCAUGAUGAUGGUGGGAUCGUUGCUGUACGCCACCAUCUUCGGAAACGUGACCACCAUCUUCCAGCAGAUGUACACCAACACCAACCGCUACCACGAGAUGCUGAACAAUGUCCGCGACUUUCUGAAGCUUUACCAGGUCCCUAAAGGUCUCAGCGAACGUGUCAUGGACUUCAUCGUCUCCACUUGGGCCAUGUCGAAGGGCAUAGACACAGAUAAGGUUUUGUCGAUCUGCCCCAAAGACAUGCGGGCGGACAUCUGCGUCCACCUGAACCGUCAGGUGUUCAACGACCACCCAGCCUUUCGCUUGGCUAGCGACGGCUGCCUGCGUUCGCUAGCCGUGGAAUUCCAGACCACCCACUGCGCGCCCGGCGACCUCAUCUUCCACAUCGGCGAGAGCGUCGACACGCUCUGCUUCGUCGUUUCCGGCUCUCUCGAAGUCAUCCAGGACGACGAAGUCAUCGCCAUAUUGGGCAAAGGCGACGUUUUCGGUGAUGUCUUCUGGAAAGAGAGCACCAUGGCGCGAGCCUGCGCUAACGUGCGAGCGCUUACCUACUGCGACCUGCACGUGAUCCGGCGGGAUCCACUGAUGCGGGUUCUAGAGUUCUACACGGCUUUCGCGCACUCCUUCUCGCGCAACCUUAUCCUCACUUGCAACCUACGCAAACGGGUAAUCUUUCGAAAGAUCGCUGACGUGAAGCGAGAGCAAGAGCGUCAACGGACCGAGGUGGCGCUAUCCAUUCCAGACGACCAUCCAGUCCGGAAGCUUUUCCAGAGAUUCCGGCAGCAAAGGGACGGCCAGACAGCGGGAGAGUAUCUCGACGGCAACUGCGUGCAGGAAGAGUCGCCGCACGCCAACGCGACUCAUGGCCAAGCGGAGAAGUCGGAGCAAAACUGCACCGCGGAUGUCGUCGCUUCCCAACCGACGGCUUGCGUAGAGAAGCCGCCAAGACUAGGGGUCAACAGAGAGGGAGCCGGGAGCGUGGCUGCCCGAAGAGGAGGGGCUAGAGGUUGGGCAAAGUUUAAAAACGCUACCUCGACCGCACCUCCGACCGAGCAAGAAAAGCCACCAGAGAAGGCGGAGCCUCGGACAAAAGGAUCUCUGUCGUCCGAGCAGAUAGCGACUGACAAGAAUCAGAAGGACCAAGGGGAGGUUGGGAAUGCAGGAGAAGCAACCGCUCUGCAUAAAACAGACUCCUGCGACAGCGGCAUCACUAAAAGUGACUUGCGCAUUGACAGGGUCGGAGACUCCAGGAGCUCCUUCGAACGCAGCCCCAUGGAACGAAGCCCCAUGGAGCGGAACCCCUUCGGCCAGGAGCGGGACCUGCUGCAAGCGUCGCUUUACGACGCCAAGGUGGAGCUGACAGCUGAUAUUCGGGCGCUCGGCAGCCGGCUUGCUGUUCUCGAGGCUCAAGUGGGCGAGAUUCUCCGGUUGCUAACUGUCAAAAGAAGACUCUCACUGCCUCCCACGUCUUCACCGAGGCCCAGGUUCAAAAGUCAAGAUGCUGUCGCCGCUUCAGUUAGACCCAGAAAAGACGACGGGCCCUUUUGAAAUGGAACUGGAGACAAACACUAGUUAGCUAGUAGCUAGCUUGCCUGCCAAAGAAAUGUUCAAAAACACUGCAUGAAAAAAAGACGACACUACAACUUUACCACCUUUGACUCAACUCAUUGGCUGCUAUUGACGGUGAUUGAUGAACAAAAAAAACAAACAAACCAUUUUUACACCUACCACAGAGUAACUUUGUCAUAUUACCAUUUACGAUGCUAAAACUCAGGAAGCAUAUCAAAACACUCUACAGUUAUAACGGCUUUAAAGUCAUGUCACAAAUUGACAUUGCCUGCCAUUGCAGAUGGAAACUGACUAGCUAGCUGACUAGCAGUGUUGUUUUCCUCAACGAUGACUAUAACGAAAAUAUUUCGUCAACGAACAACUUUUUUUCAUUACGAUGACGAGACGAUAACGAGCUAAAAACAUGUUUUGGGAGACUAAAACCUAACGAGGUGAAUGCUAGUUUUUCUCUGAAGAGACGAGAACGAAACGAAAAUGCGCAAUAUUUUCCGUCACAUAUUCACAACGGGUGACAUUUUAUGUGUAGUUCGCCUGUAUCAUAGUAGUGUCUGGUUGUGUUACUCAUGUGAUGUGCUGCUGCCCUUCAGUCUCCAGGCUUGCGCACACGGUAAGAUUUGUUUUCUUAUCUUGGCCAGAGAGAAUAUGCAAUGUUGCUUUAGCCUUAAAAGGUCUGUGCUGACUGAUCAUCACACUAAAUGAUGCAUACUGUAGCAUAGCAUUCACAUUCGCGUUAGACUAAUGCUAACGGCUACCUUUUUUUUUUCUUACAUACACUUAGUGGCGUCCAGGUGGGCAUAAUAAAUUGAAAUUAAUGCCGUUGGCGUUGUCCUUGUAGAUGUUACAAUAUCUGUCAAUAUUCAUUUGAAAUAGUUGGAAACUAUUUUGGGAGUUAAUUUUCUUGAUUUUACAGACAUUUUCAGUAAUAGUCGACUAAAACUAGAUGACUUUUCAUCAUUAAAACGAGACGAAGACACAGUUUGAAAUGACUAAAAUAUGACUAAGACUACCGUAAUUUUUGGACUAUAAACCGCUACUUUUUUCCUUCAUUUUGGGCUUAUUUCUGGAUUUAUUUGGGUAAAUAGGCAACACAUGCCUCCUUGUAUGUAUUGCAGUGCUACAGAUGUAAAAAACAAUCAAAAUUCAUGUU
This is a messenger RNA of Corythoichthys intestinalis (scribbled pipefish), 4207 nucleotides long. It is a transcript of the gene kcnh5a, whose product is annotated as potassium voltage-gated channel, subfamily H (eag-related), member 5a. Gene Ontology annotation, biological process: regulation of membrane potential; potassium ion transmembrane transport. Bases 43 to 3039 code for a protein of 998 amino acids. The transcript has 12 exons. Gene Ontology annotation, cellular component: plasma membrane. Gene Ontology annotation, molecular function: voltage-gated potassium channel activity. Lineage: Eukaryota; Metazoa; Chordata; Actinopteri; Syngnathiformes; Syngnathidae. The record is from RefSeq and is a predicted model, not a curated record.